AUGGGCAGCAUAUCACCAGCCAUGAAUGGCAACGAGGAAGUGGAUUUGGUGGUAAUUGGAGGUGGUCCAACCGGCCUGCUCUCCGCAGUUCUUGCUCGCCAUAUGGGCUUGUCUGUGGCCAUAAUUGAUGAGAAAUCGGGGCCGUUGAAACUGGGGCGUGCAGAUGCACUGAAUGCUCGCACACAGCAGUAUCUUGAGGUUGUAGGAAUCCUUGACGAGCUUCGGUCGAAAGGAAUUGAGUGCAACACGAGCUCGACCUUCGCCGAGGGAGAAUUCAAGUCUCGACAGAGUAAGUGGUGGACGAGUCUGGAGCACUGCCUACACCGCAAUUUUCUCAUGAUCGGCCAACCCGAUGUCGAGGCCGCCCUUCUCAAGAAGUUAGACACCCCGGUCAGCUACGGUGAACAGGCCAUCUCGAUCUCUGAAGAUGAAGAGAGUGCCGUGAUAACGACCAACCGAGGGAGGACCCUCCGCGGCAAGUAUGCCAUUGGAGCUGACGGCGCUCGUUCGAUGGUUCGGGCUGCCCUGGACAUAACUUUCACUGGUACCAAGCCGGAAAUGGUCUGGUCAGUGUUGGACACCUUCAUCGACACGGACUUCCCCGUUUGCUCAGAGAUUGUGACGUUUCAGUUGAAUGGCCAGUCCCGAGUAUCGUGGAUCCCGCGAGAGCGAGGCAUGGCGCGUUUCUACGUGCUUCUGGACGGGGAGAUCACACAAGACAAGGCCGAAAACUCGAUCAGAGAACAUCUGGCUCCUCAUCGGGUGACGUUCCUGAAAACGGAAUGGUUCAGCACCUUUGAAGUCAAAGAACGAAUUGCAUCCACCUUUGUGUCCAAAAGAGGAACGGGCCGUGUGGUGCUAGCAGGGGAUGCUGCCCAUGUCCAUUCGGUCAAUGGGGGCCAGGGUCUCAACACUGGCAUUGCCGACGCCUUUGGUCUUGGUUGGCGCAUUGCCCUGGCAGUACGUCACGCAAAGCUGAGCCCACAGGGCGCGAGUCAAUUGGUCCAGAGCUACGACACGGAGAGGCGGGCGGUCGCGGGAGAUGUCAUCGGCGUGGCCGCGAAACUGGUCAGGGACACGAUACGCACGGCCAAAGAGUAUGUGGGAACGAUUGAGAAGAACGCUGGCUACAUCACAGGGAUGGGCGUCGCCUACGAUGGGACGGGGUCCGCACUGAUAUCGGAAUCGGAAGUUGGCAUAUGGAAGGCGGGGAAAAGGUGUCCCGAUUUCAGUCUCUUAGGGUCGGAAUCCGGAGAACCCCAGCGCCUUUACUCGAUCGUUCCAUACGGCCAAUUCUUGAUCCUUUCAAUCGGAAGCCGGCAAGACCACCGCCAGCCUCGCGAGGAGUUGCCAACUACUCAUCUGACGAUUCUGCCGAGUGUUGCAGGCGGCGUUCAGUCGGCUACCGGGGGAACUUCUUCGACUUACGAAGCGGACAUAGUCACGUCAGCGGAACCGUUCAAGGUGGUCGUGCGACCGGAUAUGUACAUAGGCUAUGUGGGCAACGAGGCAGGUGUCAACGAGUACAUGGAUAGCAUUCUUAGCCUCAGCUAA
Messenger RNA from Neoarthrinium moseri, 1554 nucleotides. RefSeq lists its product as uncharacterized. The transcript has 6 exons. Bases 1 to 1554 code for a protein of 517 amino acids. The record is from RefSeq and is a predicted model, not a curated record. NCBI's taxonomy places the organism in Eukaryota, Fungi, Ascomycota, Sordariomycetes, Amphisphaeriales, Apiosporaceae. Gene Ontology annotation, molecular function: FAD binding.